Messenger RNA from Aspergillus alliaceus, 651 nucleotides. RefSeq lists its product as uncharacterized. The transcript has a single exon. The coding region runs from base 1 to 651 and encodes 216 amino acids. The record is from RefSeq and is a predicted model, not a curated record. NCBI's taxonomy places the organism in Eukaryota, Fungi, Ascomycota, Eurotiomycetes, Eurotiales, Aspergillaceae.
AUGAAGGGCUUUAUCAUCUUGAGCCUGGUCCCUGCCCUCUUGGCAGCACCGACCCAGACGCUGGAGCGCCGUCAGAUAAACGGCGUGGUUCCAUCUGCUGCACCCAUGCUGAGCGCUGGCGCACCGGCGAUGGCAGCUCCUGCCCCCAGUGGCCCGGCUCCUGCUAGUGGAGGAGGCGCCGCCGGAGAACAGUCUGGGGGAAGUAGCGGCGGCGGUGGUGGUGGUAACAAUGGGCUGGGUGAUCUUGCGAAGUUGAUCGGACAAGGUGUUCAAGGGAUCACCAAGCUCAUCAGCAGCAUUGCAGGAGGUGCCUCUGGCGGUGGCGGCGAGAGCGGCGGCGGCGGCGGCGGCGGAGGGGGUGAUGGGCUAGGGGACCUGACCAAGCUCAUCGGAGAAGGAGCAAAGGGCCUAAGUAGUCUCGCUGGAGCCGCUGGAGGUGCCGGUGAGGGACUUGGGGAUCUCACAAGUCUUAUUAGCAAUGCUGCUGGUGGCCUUGGAAGCAUUGGUAGCCUCUUGGGGGGUCUCGGCGGGCUGGCUCGCAGAGACAUAACUCCUGAACUUGUGCAACGAGCGAUCGAAGAUAUCAAAGCAGCUGAACAAGAUGACGACGACGAUGGCUGUAUCAUAGACAAACUAUAUGGCAAUCUCUGA